CAAACACAAAUAGGAACGCAACAGCUCACAAACAUGAACUCGCUGAGAAAUCUCCGCCUAUUAGAAUUACAAGCCUCUCCUUUUCUUUCUCUCUCUCUUUAUUUUCAAACGCCAAGGCCACCCACAACAACAACAACAACGAUACCUCAGCUCGUGACCCUCUUCUCUUUUUCCUUUGCUCAUUUUCAUUACACCAAAAGCAUAUUCAAGGAUAGGUUAUACUUGGUCAUUGACAUUGAGGCAUUUGAUUCCUGUUUAUAAGCAUUGAGGACAUUCUCCAAAUGCUAAAUUUUGGCAGGGCCAGAAGUCAGUCAAGGACCAAUAGAUCCAUGUCUCUUGGAGGCAUGGAUUAUCCAGAUCCCAAGAGGAAGAACAAUUUCGUAGGAAAAAUUCUUCUGGCUGCUACCCUUACAGCAUUAUGCAUUAUCAUGCUGAAACAGUCCCCAUCUUUCAAUACCCCAAGCAUGUUCUCCCUUCAUGAAUCAGGGGUAACCCAUGUCCUAGUAACAGGAGGUGCUGGAUAUAUUGGUUCACAUGCUGCAUUUCGACUUCUAAAGGAUUCAUAUCGUGUAACUAUCGUGGAUAACCUCUCACGGGGAAACCUAGGUGCAAUCAAGGUUCUCCAAGAACUAUUUCCUGAACCUGGAAGGCUUCAGUUUAUUUAUGCUGACUUGGGGGAUGCAAAAUCCGUUAACAAAAUUUUUUCAGAAAAUGCUUUUGAUGCUGUGAUGCAUUUUGCAGCUGUUGCAUACGUGGGGGAAAGCACCCUUGAUCCACUUAAGUAUUACCACAAUAUUACGUCGAAUACCUUGGUGGUUUUGGAGUCAAUGGCUGCACAUGGUGUGAAGACUUUGAUAUAUUCUAGUACGUGUGCAACAUAUGGGGAACCUGAGAAGAUGCCUAUUACUGAAGAAACUCCACAGGUCCCAAUUAAUCCGUAUGGAAAAGCUAAGAAGAUGGCAGAAGAUAUUAUCUUGGAUUUCUCUAAGAAUUCAGACAUGGCAGUCAUGGUCCUCAGGUACUUCAAUGUGAUUGGGUCGGAUCCAGAGGGCAGAUUAGGCGAAGCCCCCAGACCUGAGCUUCGUGAGCAUGGACGAAUAUCAGGUGCUUGUUUUGAUGCAGCUCGCGGCAUUAUUCCUGGGCUAAAGGUUAGAGGUACAGAUUAUAAAACAUCUGAUGGCACUUGCAUAAGGGACUAUAUAGAUGUCACUGAUUUGGUUGAUGCUCAUGUGAAAGCUCUCCAGCAUGCACAGCCCCGUAAAGUGGGAAUCUACAAUGUUGGCACUGGAAAAGGUAGUUCAGUAAAGGAGUUCGUGGAGGCAUGCAAGAAGGCAACUGGGGUGGACAUCAAAGUUGAUUUCCUUCCCCGUCGGCCUGGCGACUAUGCUGAGGUCUAUAGUGACCCAUCUAAGAUCCUGCGUGAACUCAACUGGACAGCUCAACACACCAAUCUUCAAGAGAGUUUGCAGGUUGCGUGGAGAUGGCAAAAGUCACACCGUGAUGGGUACGGAACCCCUUUGGUGAUGUAUUCUUGAACGGAACCCCGUUGGCAAUGUCUUUUUGAAAUGGUCACGGCAUUGCAUAGCAUGAAGAUAGACACAAUAUCCCUUGCAGUGCAUGACUCAAGCCACUCUUCUUUAGCUCAGUUAGAAGAGGGGGGGUUUCAGAAUUCCCCAUUAACCAAAAAGAGAAGGCUGAGGGGUUUCAGAAUUAAUAUUAAUUUUUUGUUCUCAUUGUAUUAUGUUUAUUCUUUAGUAAUAGUAGCAACCGCAGCCCAUACUGUGGCCCGAAAAAAAAGGAGCAGCCUAUCUGUUACAUGUAUUCGAAUGAUGAUAUAGUUCAAUAAUGAUGCCCAGGAGCAGUAUAGCUUUUAUCCUA
Prunus persica (peach) is the source of this 1878-nucleotide messenger RNA. RefSeq names its product UDP-arabinose 4-epimerase 1. The transcript has 11 exons. NCBI's taxonomy places the organism in Eukaryota, Viridiplantae, Streptophyta, Magnoliopsida, Rosales, Rosaceae. Gene Ontology annotation, molecular function: UDP-glucose 4-epimerase activity. Gene Ontology annotation, biological process: beta-D-galactose catabolic process via UDP-galactose, Leloir pathway. Gene Ontology annotation, cellular component: cytosol. The record is from RefSeq and is a predicted model, not a curated record. The coding region runs from base 282 to 1535 and encodes 417 amino acids.